AUGGAGAACGCAGCCCCUGAUAAAGCCACCUGUGUGUACGACGCAGUCUAUGCAAAAGAGGAUGAUUUUAACCCGAAAUUGCAUCGUUCUGAUCGACGACACGAUAAAAUGUAUGGUUUGCAUACUAACGAUGAGGUAAGAAGUGAACAAACCAAAGCUGUUCCUUCACUGUCUUCCUCGAUCUACGGACAUCGCCUUGAGAACGAGUUGGAAUUCAAAGAUCGAUCACAUGUGCGAACUAUGCUUGUUCAGGGCGAGUUCUUCCGACGCAACGGGAUCGAUCUUUGA
Echinostoma caproni is the source of this 288-nucleotide messenger RNA. Lineage: Eukaryota; Metazoa; Platyhelminthes; Trematoda; Plagiorchiida; Echinostomatidae. The record is from the annotation of a GenBank genome assembly.